CGUACAUAAAAAUUACGUACAUACAUUCAAUUGUGUUGCCUACAUACAUGUACUAACCUAACCUUGGAAAGGCAUGCGGUGACAUCUUCCCCCCCCCCUGCCCACGUUGUGUCCAUUCUCGUCCAUCUGCCCCUCAACUUUCAACCGCUAAAAGGAAACCCGAGAUAAUAACCUGACCUACUUUAACGACCUUGUCGACCUGCCGACCUACCAUUUUAAUCCACCCCUCUAAUUUCGAAGGUUUAUCUGUAACGGAUGAUUUACUGAAGGUGAAGCGCCCUAAUCCGAGCUGGUAUUCGCCAUAUAAUCUUGCCAAGAGUCAUUCUCACUGUCGCCUGUCGCUUAAUAAAAUUUCUCGGGCGUCUCUUUGUCUCCCGCCGUCGAAAAUCAGAACCCGUGCCUUGCAUUACGACAAGGCUAUUUUAACUCUCUUUUCCCCCCUACCUUCACCACGACUUCCAACGCCACCUCCCCCGCAGACAACCCUGGUAGACAACCCACGGAUUUGGAUCUUCUGAGCGAGACUUGCACGGCUGGCAAUAUACUAUUUGAUCCGACGUACACCUCUCGACCUCGUCCAACUCAAAUCAAGAUGGACGCUAAGAGGCACCCGAGCUCCUUUCAGCAGCUCGAGAAGCUGGGAGAGGGUACCUACGCUACGGUCUUCAAGGGACGGAACCGCCAGACGGGCGAACUAGUCGCUCUCAAGGAAAUCCACCUCGAUUCCGAAGAAGGUACCCCGUCGACGGCGAUUCGAGAAAUUUCGCUCAUGAAGGAACUGAAACACGAAAAUAUCGUCGCGCUCUACGAUGUGAUUCAUACCGAGAAUAAGUUGAUGCUAGUAUUCGAAUAUCUGGAUGGAGACCUUAAGAAAUAUAUGGAUACCCACGGCGAUCGGGGCGCUCUGAAACCCAUGACUAUCAAGUCUUUCAUGUUUCAGCUGUUGAAGGGCAUCGAUUUUUGUCACAAGAACAGAGUUCUACACCGAGAUCUGAAGCCCCAAAACUUGCUCAUCAACAAGAAAGGCCAGCUCAAGCUUGGGGAUUUCGGGUUGGCACGAGCGUUUGGUAUUCCUGUGAACACGUUUUCAAACGAAGUCGUUACGCUAUGGUACCGCGCUCCAGACGUCUUGCUAGGUAGUCGAACGUACAACACCAGCAUCGAUAUAUGGUCGGCAGGUUGCAUUAUGGCCGAGAUGUACACCGGGCGACCCCUGUUCCCCGGCACAACGAACGAGGACCAAAUUGUACGUAUCUUCCGCAUAAUGGGCACCCCUACGGAAAGAACCUGGCCUGGUAUCACGCAGUUCCCCGAGUAUAAGCCCAACAUCCAAAUGUACGCUACGCAGGACCUCAGAGCUAUCCUGCCCCAAAUCGACCAGCUCGGAAUCGACCUCCUACAGCGAAUGUUAGUGCUGCGCCCGGAGCACCGCAUCAGCGCUCACGACGCAUUGCAGCACCCUUGGUUUUCCGACUUGGCCAUGCAGCACCAAAUGCAGCAACAGCAGGCGAUGCAAGCCCAAGCCCAAGCCCAAGCCCAAGCGCAGGCCCAGGCACAAGCUAGAGGCUUUGCCGCUCCCACCGUGCCCUCGCAAGGCGUUUACGACCAGGGAUAUUAGUAUUAUUAUGGCGGGCGCUAGGUUAUGGUUUAGACACGGCAGCUUGUGUCUAGGGCAGUCGUACCGCAGAUACGCUUUAGCACGGAUAUGAGUUAUCAGAUAGCGAAUUCAGGUUUAUACUUUAUUGUAUUGCGGUUAUAGAAUAACCACGACGAGGGCUUUGGAGGAGGAAGCGGGAAGCGGUUAGUAGCUAGUAGCGUGUGAACUUGGGUGUCCUGUUGUAGCACGGAAGGAUUACGGGUGGGCAGGCGUUUGGGCGGUGACAUCGUAACGCUCAUAGAUAAUGACCGCAUUCAUAUGGGUUGGUAGAGAGAUCCAUUAGUUACUAUUAAUAAGUGCCGAAAAAAGGAUAUACCCAAUGGCUCUGCCCUUCUAUCUACUGCUUUUUAGCUUGAGAUGAGUAUUGUCUUGAUGUGAAUUAGCUAGAUCGGACUUGAGCCAAAUUGCCACCCUACCCGGCCUACCUAGGUAGUAUAUUUGGGUUGUCACUGUCAGGUACCGAAAAGGGGUAUGUAUUGUACAGGGAGAUUAUGAAGACGGUGACUGUCACUAAAGCUAGGAUAAAACGGUG
Messenger RNA from Daldinia caldariorum, 2189 nucleotides. Its product is annotated as protein tyrosine kinase. Gene Ontology annotation, molecular function: ATP binding; cyclin-dependent protein serine/threonine kinase activity. The record is from RefSeq and is a predicted model, not a curated record. Gene Ontology annotation, cellular component: cytoplasm; nucleus. The transcript has 2 exons. Lineage: Eukaryota; Fungi; Ascomycota; Sordariomycetes; Xylariales; Hypoxylaceae. Gene Ontology annotation, biological process: protein phosphorylation. The coding region runs from base 593 to 1618 and encodes 341 amino acids.